Molecule: messenger RNA, 5001 nt
Organism: Bemisia tabaci
Lineage: Eukaryota; Metazoa; Arthropoda; Insecta; Hemiptera; Aleyrodidae
Gene: pcm
Product: 5'-3' exoribonuclease pacman
Biological process (GO): rRNA catabolic process; nuclear-transcribed mRNA catabolic process
Cellular component (GO): nucleus
Molecular function (GO): 5'-3' RNA exonuclease activity; RNA binding
Source: RefSeq, a predicted model, not a curated record
ACUUUGUUUUUGGUUUGGUGCGGUUCGACCUCUCAUGCGGAAUUUUCGCGUAAUUUCAACUUAGUAACUCUGGCAGAUUAUUAAUUACGCUUCAACAUGGGAGUACCUAAGUUUUUCAGGUACAUGAGCGAAAGGUAUCCAUGCCUUAGCGAACUGAUCAAGGAGUACGAGAUACCGGCAUUUGACAACAUGUACCUGGAUAUGAAUGGCAUAAUUCAUGUGUGCUCUCACCCAAAUGACAACAACCCACAUUUUCGAAUAACUGAAGACAAGAUUUUUCAAGACAUUUUUAAAUACAUUGAGGUUCUAUUUCGACUAAUCCAGCCACGAAAAUUGUUCUUCAUGGCUGUUGAUGGAGUUGCUCCCCGAGCAAAAAUGAACCAUCAGAGAGGACGCAGAUUUCGCUCUGCAAAAGACGCGGAAAAUUCCGAAAAACUGGCAAAAAGUAAAGGGGAAGUCCUUCCUGAAGAAAAAAGGUUCGAUUCCAACUGUAUAACCCCAGGCACAAACUUCAUGGUUAAAUUACAAAAACAGUUACAGAUCUUUGUUAAUCGGAAGAUCAGUGAAGACAAAAUGUGGAGAAAGAUUAAAAUAAUCCUUUCAGGACAUGAGUGUCCUGGAGAGGGUGAACACAAAAUUAUGGAUUAUAUCCGCUACAUGAAAUCACAAAAAAAUUAUGAUCCCAAUACCAGGCACUGUAUUUAUGGUUUAGAUGCUGAUUUAAUCAUGUUGGGACUAUGUACUCAUGAGCCUUAUUUUUCACUUCUUCGUGAAGAGGUAAAAUUUGGAAAACAGAACAAUAUGCGGGUUGUUUCAGCUGAAGAGAUUAAAUUUUAUCUUCUACAUUUAUCUGUGAUGAGAGAUUAUCUCGACUUAGAGUUUCAAGAUUUGAAAAAAAGGUUGUCAUUCCCUUAUGAUCUAGAAUGUAUAAUUAAUGACUGGGUCUUGAUGGGAUUUUUAGUGGGGAAUGAUUUCAUACCCCACUUACCUAACUUUCACAUUGCAAAUGGUGCUCUUCCACUUUUAUAUAAUGCAUAUAUUGAAGUUUUACCAACUUUAGAUGGUUACCUGAAUGAAGAAGGAAAAUUGAACCUGAGGCGGUUUGAAAGGUUUCUGAAAAAAUUGUCAGAGUUUGAUGAGGAUAAUUUCCGGGAAAAAACUGCCGAUUUGAAAUUCCUAGAGGGGAAACGUUUAAGAUCCUUGCAGGCUUUUAAUCCUGAUGAAUUAGAUGAUGGAGCUCCUGAUGAGCUAGAAUUGCCUGAUGACCCGGAACUUUCAGCAUUGAUUAAAGAAACCAACGACCUGGACUCCGAAGACAUGGAUGAAGACGCAAUCUUUGGUGCGGAAUUUUAUGCUGAUAAAAAAGACUACUACAAAAGUAAAAUGGGUAUUGACAUGAAUGAAGAAACAAUCAGGCAUCAAGCUGCUGUCUACAUUGAAGCUAUUCAGUGGAACCUCCAUUAUUAUUAUGACGGCUGUCGCUCAUGGUCAUGGUUUUACCCUUACCACUAUGCCCCUUAUGUAUCAGACAUCACGAAUUUCGCUGAUCUCCAGUUAGACUUCAACUUAAGCAAGCCGUUUUUACCCUUUGAACAGCUUCUAGCUGUGCUUCCUCCAGCAAGUAAGGAACUACUGCCUGUUCCGUAUCAGCGAUUAAUGACGGAUGAACGAUCUCCUAUCAUUGAAUACUAUCCGGAUGAUUUUGAUACUGAUCUGAAUGGCAAGAAGCAAGACUGGGAAGCCGUAGUUUUAUUACCUUUCAUCGAAGAGGAAAGGCUGAAAUCUGCAAUGGCAUCUUGUGCUGACGAAUUAACUCGUGAUGAAGUUGCCCGUAAUUCUCAUGGACCCAUGUACAUUUAUUCAUAUUCCAAAUCAGAUUCAUCAGUUCCUGAGAAUUACAAUGGACCUUUGAAACCUGGUGUACACGUUGAUGUUGUCUAUAGGGAGGAUCUUUUUGUGAAACCUAGAAAACUAGUGAAAGGCCUGUGUAAAGGCGUAAAUUUAGGAGCAUACAUGUUCGGGUUUCCAAAUUUACGGCACAUAAAUUUCAAAGCAACUCUAGAAAAAUCAAAAGUUAUGGUUUUUGAACAACCUUCUCGAUACGAAAGCAUGAUUCUUAAUAUUCAGCCGCAGGAAGAAAUUAAGUUGUCUGAAUUAGCAUCACAAAUAUUAAACAAAAUUGUGUAUGUGGAUUGGCCUUUUCUCUGUCCUGCCAAAGUUUCUCAAGUUCUCUCUGAAGAAGAAAAAUAUAUUUUGGAAUCGGAUGGGAAAAUCGUCUCGCAGAAGAUGACAAAAUCGGACCUUGAAGCUAUGCAACUUUGCGUUAGUACUGUUGAAACAAGGUACAAAAACAAGAAAGGUAUAAAUGUAGGGGAAACAAGCAUCCUGCUCAUGGCCCACAAAUUGAUAGGGCAAAAACGAGUGUUUAUGAAGAAUACAAUGGUGUCAUUUGAGAGAGAGUUUGCUGUACACGGGUCAUAUUUUGUCCAUCAAGCGGUUGUGACUGAUAUUGGAAGCAGCGAGUAUAUGUUGACUCAUCUGAAACCUUUGGAUGAAGUUUUCAAACCAGACAGUGAUUGUUUCAUGCUCGGACAUCCUCACUAUGGGUCGAUAGGAAAAGUAGUGGAAGUUUCAAAAACAGGACGAGUGAGAAUUGAGGUACGAGUUAUGGGUGAACCAAAUUUUGAAAUCCCCUUGAGGAAUUCUGUUAAUGUCCUAAACGCUUAUAUGAAACCGCACCAAGCUGCAAGCAGACUUGGAAUUUCUCCUCACCUUUUAUCAAGAAUAACAGGCACUAUUUUCGCUACAAAGCCAAGCAGUGAAGAAGAUGAUGGGAGUUUGAGAAAAGAAAUCAAAGUCAAUAUAGGCUUAAAUUUGAAAUUCACAAAAAAAUUGGAAGUGGUACCUGGGUAUGUAAGGCGAACAGAGCAAGGAUGGGUUUACUCCACCAAGACAGUAGAUUUAAUCAUAUCUUACAUGCGGAAGUAUCCAACUAUUUUCGAGCACAUUAAUAAAUGUAAUGAGAAUGAUGUAUACAAAGCCACAGAUUUAUUCCCCCACUCGCCUGAUCCAAAUCUAGAAUUAGACGCUCUGUCCAAGUGGUUGAAGAGUGAGCCAUUUUACUCAAUUCCAAGAGUCUCAUGUGCCACAGAACUUUUAGAAGAAGUAAUAGUUCAAGAUGUGUAUGUUGCUGUCAAUCAAUUUUAUGAGUCGCAACGCAGAAAGAAGAGUGUUACUUUAGAAGUCAAACCAUUCCUUUUAUAUCAGCCUGUUGAAAAGUUGGAUGUCAAGUUACCUGAUCCUUCCACUGUAUUUUACUUAUUUGACCGAGUUAUCUGUGUCCGAGAGUCAUUCUCUGUACCUCUAGGAUUGAAAGGAACUGUUGUAGGAAUUCAGAGGGAUAAACAGGAUACUGAAGACAAAGAUUUGCUUAUCAUAGUCUUAUUUGAUAAAGACUUCACAAACAGCGACUCACUAGACCCAUUGUGCAAAAGGAUGCAUAGGCUGCAUCCUCAGGGAUUGAUAAACAUAUCUCAUGGUGAAAGACUUGCAAACAAAAGCUCUGCUCCAAAAUCGCAUAUAAAUGCUGUGGCUGACAAAACGGCAGGUUCAUGGAGACAAAAUAAUAAUCCGCAGUCUGCAUUUGCUUCUGUGGAUUCAAAGGAAGAGUUUUGGAAUGCCAAUUCAGGAUCAAGAUCCUCUGGAGAAAAAUCUAAUUCUGGAUAUUUUCGAAACGAUUUUCGGAAGAACAAUUUUAUGCAGUCCAGCCCACAGCACUCGGUGGACAAAUUUUUCAACAAGUCAGACAAAUAUAGUCAUACACCUUUGCAAAAGCAUGUGAAUGAAAAUUCCAGCGCAUCAAAGUCAAAAACUAAUUCCAACAGUGGGGACUACAGUGCCAUGUGGGAGGAACUUCAGAAAGCCAAAAAUUCCAAACCGAAAUCACCACCUCCUGUUGUGGACCCAUCUAAUGCUCUGAAGAAGAUGUUACAAAUAGUGGAGGCUCCCAAAGCUUUAUCCAGUUUACGACCGGAGACAAGAUCUUUAACAAGCUCAGGUCAGACACCAAAUGCAGCAUUUGCCACCUUACCUACGAAUGUGAAUGCUCCUCCUCCAUUACUGUCUAAUACACAACCAAACUUCAUGUCUAGUCCGGACAACUCAUUCCCCAGGAAUCUUAAUCCCUUCAACCUACCCUAUCCGGGCCAUGUAUUUGGUAGUAAUGGAACUGCAUCUGGUGUACUUCAAAUGCCUCCAAGAUUUCCAUCAUCUCUCCCUCCACCUCCGAUAGUCGCUCCAACUCAUGGAAAAUGCGCUCCUCCGGUUGUACCCAAUUUUCCUAUGAAUUCAGUUCAGGAAAAUAAAAACAAUGAUCUCUCACCAUUCUGCAAUCCAUUUGUGCCCCUACAAGUCACGCGGAAUCAAGUGACACACUCACCAAGAGGCUCUGCAUCUGCCCAAACUUCAGAAAGUUUUUCUGGACAGAAGUUGCAGUCUUCCAAUGGCUCCAUUCCUCCUCUAGUUUCAAAUUCCAGUACAAACAUAACACCUGCUACGGCAAAACCAAGGAAAAGCAGAAUAGCAGCAAAGUUCAUGGCACCUCCUGAUCCUAAAGCAUAAGGGUAUGUCAGCAGUUUUGGAUUAUGCAGUAAUCAUACUGUCAAUUUACUGUGAUUCUAAUUUUGAAUUUUUGUUUAAAAAUGUUUAGUUUAGUAGUUAGUUGUAUGAAAAGUAUUUUUCAGCGAUCUAACUCUCUUUUAUAUAUAUAGCUUACCGUUGCUGCAGCAAGGAGCUUUGAUGUUAUCAAAUGCUCUGUUAGGUUUCUCCUAUGGCUAAUGUUUUUCAAAACCAUUUGAAGGAAUAUUCUAAGUAAUGCAUAAUGACUACGUAGAUAGAUAAAAGAAAAAAGUGAUGAGUGUUGCUAUGAGCUUCAUCUUUUCUUUCUGCCUAAAUAUCCAUUUCUUAAUGAUGUCAUAUUGUCACUAAACUCUAUUAUUCCUC